Molecule: messenger RNA, 5156 nt
Organism: Macadamia integrifolia
Lineage: Eukaryota; Viridiplantae; Streptophyta; Magnoliopsida; Proteales; Proteaceae
Biological process (GO): signal transduction; protein phosphorylation
Cellular component (GO): cytoplasm
Molecular function (GO): ATP binding; protein kinase activity; protein binding
Source: RefSeq, a predicted model, not a curated record
CAAGACGUUCCAAAGCGUAGGAUUUGUGUUGCCGCCUCUUGUGCACAGUAGAGGGCGCUUCCACCAACUUAGCCUUCGUGACUCACUGGCACAGACGCGCACAGGGAGCCUCUGCAUGGCACUCCACGUGCCCUCCUUCCUCGGGCCUCUUAGAACCCAAAGCAAACAGAAAGCGAAAACAGAUCAAAGAAAGCACAAUCGAAGUGAAGCAGGUGUUGCUCUUCUACUCUUCUUUCUUCCCAAAGUUUGUAAAUAAACAUGGUCCAGAUAAUGGUAGAAGACCUGGAAUAAAGGAGGAAACAAACACACAGCAAGAGAGAGAGAGAGAGAGAGAGGAAUCGUCACUGUCAUCAGCAUAUGUGGAUCGUGUCGUUUUGGGACGCCUGGUGUUGCCACACUGUUGUGUUGUGCUGUUGAAGCUGCACCGACCCUCUUCUUCUCGUCUAUCCCUCCUCCCCUUUUCAUUCCGUUUCAAUCGGCUUGAACGCAUACAAUCCCAAACCCUAGCUUCGUUUCUCCAUUGAUUCGUAUCGUCUUCGUUUUAGUCUCUGUCAACCUUUUUUGGAAUGGCGAUUGAUCAAAACUCAAUACCCAAAGAUCUCCGGCCAUUGAACGUAGCUCGUGAAGACCCUCGCAUUGCCGCCACUGCCUCUUGGAGGAACGUGGAAGGAUUUUUCCCACCGAAUCCGGUUCGUGACGGGAGCAGUCCUGGGUCGAGUCAGGCUUACUAUCCUGCGGCGACGGUUUCUGAUUCUGGAUUUGUAGGAUUAGGGUUUGGGAAUCCUGCCAUGGCUUGGUUACAUCGCCCACCAUCUGCUGGGUUCACUGACAUACCUCAUUCUGGGAACCGGAUUUGGGACAAUGCGGUCGAUCAGGCCAGUGAUGAGGGUGGCGACGAUUUGUAUUUGGCCAAAAAAAUAAAGCUUUUGUGCAGUUUUGGAGGGAAGAUUCUCCCCAGGCCCAGUGACGGUACCUUGAGGUAUGUUGGAGGGCAGACUCGGAUUAUUGGAGUGAGGAGUGAUAUCCGUUUCAAUGACUUGGUACAGAAGAUGAUGGAAACCUCUGGGCAGCCUGUGGUCGUCAAGUAUCAACUCCCUGACGAGGAUCUUGAUGCCCUUGUAUCGGUUUCCUGUCAGGAGGAUCUUCAGAACAUGAUGGAAGAGUAUGAGAAGCUGGCGGAGAGCUCUUCGGAUGGUUCAGCCAAGCUUCGGGUGUUCUUGUUCUCAGCUUCUGAGCUUGACCCAUCUGGGCUUCUUCAGUUUGGUGAUCUACCAGAUACUGGGCAUAAGUAUGUCGAUGCUGUCAAUGGAAUUCCGGAGAUUGUGGGCGGUGGGAUCACAAGGAAGGAGAGUACAGCAAGUGCAGCGUCUACCCAGAACUCAGACAGCCUUUUGAGUGGUGGUGAUGGCGUCGAUAGCUCAGGUCCCGGUCAAGGUGACGGUGGCGGGCCAGCCUCUCCCACCAUGUCAUCAUCAUCUCCUAGAGUUACUGGUACUGCUGUUGCUUCUCAUGAUGCUUCCACUAGAUUUUUCUCUGUGGGUCCCAACCCUGUAAGGUAUACAGAUGCUCAAGCCAUGCCAAUAGGUGUUCCACAAGCGGUAUCGGCUACUCCGCAGCAGAUUUCUUCGUCUCGACCGGAGCUUGAGAUAGAGAGGACAUUGCCUGCAAUGGUUCAACCCCAGCCACCAUUGGGUUUUGAAUUGCAUCAGGCAACAACAAUGGAGUUUCAGCCGACUGCAGCUUACAUGCAGGGUUACGUAGAUCCUCACCUUUCCUCCCAAAUUGGGUACGGAAAUCCUCAGCUGAUGGGUAUUCCACCAGGGUCCAUGUACAGGCUUGCUGAUAACACGCAACAGCUGCCUCAUCAGUUUGUACCUGCAGUACACAUGACAAUGGCUGCCCCAUCUCCUCAUGUGGGCAUUAAACCAAUUGGAGUUCAGGCUGUUCAGCAAUUCAUGCAGCCUCAACAAGUCCGGCGGGAUCCAUAUACCGAAGAGAAUCAAUAUGGACAAAGGGUAGUUCAGCCUCCUAGUGACCAGAACUUUAAAGGUUAUCAAUCCCAGCCACCACGUCCCCAGAUCCCUGUGGCAGCUCAGACAGGAGGAUAUGGUUGGCAUCAGGUACACACACCAGAGCAUGCAGUCUCCUAUGAAGUUUGGAUACCUCAGCAGCAGGGAAUGUUUUCAGAUAAAAUUCAGAGACUGGGGAAUGGUAAUAUGUGUCAAAAAGCUUUUCCUCAUGCACAUUCUGAUCCUUUGGUGCAGGACCAGAGAGAGAGCAGUGCGAGUAUCGUUUCUGACACAAAUUUGGCUUUCCAUAGUCUCAAUGCAGAGGAUGGUAUGGCCCGACCUGCAAACAGAGUGGCGGUGACUGGAGCUUUGUUGGAUACCUCAGUUGAACACCAAGGUAGUGGGACUGUCCCCGGGGUCAUUGUCGGCCAAGUGGAUCCUGAGGUUACUGCUCCACAGUUUGGGGUGCUUGGGUUUCCUCAGAAUCUAGAAGGGCAGCAUGAGAACGACAGGGUCCUCUUGCAAAAAGUAGACAGUCAUGGUCAUCAAAGGAUGUUUCCCCCAGGUAUGAUGGGGUCGCCAGGGGAUCCACAGUCUUACGGUACAUUUAUGGGCCAUAUCCCUCAGAGCCGGCAAGAAGAAGAUGGUCUGCAGCAGCCCUCUGUGCCAUUCCAAUACCAGGUUAAACAGGAUGCUUUCAUGAACAGACCAAUUAGUAAUCAUAACCCUCCUGUGAGAGUCGUACCUUUUCAAACUUCUGAACCCUUAGUUCAUGAGUUUUCAACAGAGUACUCUGGUAAGCUUUCUGACUAUGUUCAGAAAGAUCUCUUGGACUCUUCCAGUGACCAUCUUAGAACAAUUAAUGGAAGGAUGGAAGCACUCCAAAUAAAUUCACCUGAGAAUUCUGGUAGUAAUGAGCAGUGUAUACCGAAGAAGGAUGAGACAGGGAAGGAAAUGUUUCAGGCCAACUCCUUUAUCAAGCCUGGGAUUGUCCUGGACGGGAAUCACCUAAAGCCAAUUGAGACUAUAGAGUCUUCCCCUACUGAGGUUGGUCAUCUUCAAUCUGUAGGGUGCAGUCAAUUAGCACAACCACCUGUUUUGGGAAACUCAGGACAGUAUCUGCAUCAAAAGAUGGGACAUCAAUGCGUUGUUCCUGAUGAAAUAUGGCAUGGUAAACCAGCAUUUUCAGGAGUUGAUUCAUCCUACGCUUCUGAUAGGGUAUCACAACCAGUGGUUGAAUGGAAGGAUGCAAUAUUGCAUUCGAGGAUGGUUCCUAAUGAUGUGGGCUCAUAUACCGUUGCUGCAACUAGUAAUAUGCCAUCUUCUGUACCUCUGCAGGCUGCGGUGAUUGCAAAUAACUGGAAUCCUGCUCCAUCAAACUCGCUUUUCAGCAAUCAAGACCCUUGGAAUUUGCAUCAUGACUCUCAUAUCCUACCUCCGAGGCCUAACAAUGUUCCAAUGAGCAAGGAACCUGUUGUUACAAGGGACUUAUUAGGGGAUAAUUGUUUAGGUAAUAAUGGGGAAUCUAGUGCGAAACUGCAAUUGGAAGGAGUUCUUAACCAGUCAUCAGGCAAUCUUAACAGGGAUUUAAGUUCAGAAAACCUUUGGCAUGUGAAAGGUGCAGCAGAGGAACAGAUCAAGCAAGAUCUUCAGGCUGUUGCAGAAGGUGUGGCGGCUUCUGUUCUUCAGUCAUCUUCGCCUUCUAAUCCUGAAUCAUCCAUUCAUGAGAAUAAUGAGCUCCAAACUGAAGCCAAUAGAGCCAGAGAAGUCCAUGAUUGUGAUGCUGAAGCACAUAGUAGAGCCAAAGUCGAGGACAUGAAGACCAAACUAUCAGAUAAGACUAGUCCUGUUUUACCUAUUUCAGAUGGCAUUGGUCGCUUGCAGAUUAUCACGAAUAGCGAUCUUGAAGAGUUGCGGGAACUGGGUUCUGGAACUUAUGGUACCGUGUAUCAUGGAAAAUGGAGGGGUACUGAUGUUGCAAUAAAACGGAUCAAUGAUAGGUGUUUUGCUGGAAAACCAUCGGAGCAGGACCGCAUGAGAGAUGACUUUUGGAAUGAGGCAAUCAAGCUAGCGGACUUGCACCAUCCAAAUGUGGUAGCUUUUUAUGGUGUUGUGCUGGAUGGUCCUGGGGGUUCUGUGGCUACAGUAACAGAAUACAUGGUCAAUGGAUCGCUUAGAAAUGCUUUACAAAAAAAGGACAAGAUACUCGAUAAACGGAAGCGCAUCAUGAUUGUGAUGGAUGUGGCAUUUGGAAUGGAAUACUUGCAUGGGAAGAAUAUAGUACAUUUUGACUUGAAAAGUGACAACCUACUUGUCAAUCUUCGAGAUCCUCACCGGCCAAUAUGCAAGGUUGGUGAUUUGGGCCUGUCAAAAGUGAAAUGUCAGACUCUAAUUUCUGGUGGUGUGCGUGGAACACUACCAUGGAUGGCUCCAGAGCUUCUGAAUGGCAGCAGUAGUCUGGUCUCCGAGAAGGUUGAUGUAUUUUCCUUUGGCAUUGUCAUGUGGGAACUUCUUACUGGAGAAGAACCGUAUGCAGACCUGCACUAUGGUGCUAUCAUUGGUGGAAUUGUUAGUAACACAUUACGGCCACCGGUACCCGAGUCUUGUGAUCCCGAGUGGAGAUCACUGAUGGAGAGAUGCUGGUCACCUGAGCCAUCUGAGAGGCCAAGCUUCACAAAGAUUGCGAAUGAACUACGUGCUAUGUUAGCAAAGCUUCCUCCAAAGGGACAAUCCUAUCAACAGCAGCAAGCUCAAAAAUGAUUUUGGGCUUCACAUAUCCUCUAUCUUGCAUAUUUCCUUUGCCACAGGACUGAGUCUGACCUUCUUCUUGGCUCAAAUCUAACAGCAAAGAUGGAAUUUGCAUUUUGAAUAUAUCCUUCAGGAAUUUGUUCUGAAUUCUGAGUAUGUUGGGUAUCCUGAGAAACAUGUUAGAUUGUCCAAAAAAAUAUUGUAUUUGUUCUUUUCUUUUUGUUAUUUUCUGUCUUCUUCCACAGAUGUGUCUGAAAGAAGCUAGAGUUCAAGGCCCAGGCUCACUGAUGUCUUGGUGGUGUAAAAUAAAUGGGGUUUUUGGCCAAUUUUGGUUUGUGGCUGUAAAAGGAAUAUUUUAGAACUGUUAUAGUAAAGAUACCUUCAUUUUUAGUGGUUCUA